CUCCAGUCAAGGCGAAUCGGGUGAAAAGUCCUGAUGCACGAAAUCGACAUAUCCAAUCCCAAGUGAGGAAAGGCGAGGGAAACACGAAAUAAAGGGAUUGUUACGCGUUUAAGCCGUGAUGGAUGCAUCACGGCAGUCGGCUUUCAUGCCGACGAUAAAAUGUUCCAAUUGCGGGAACCAAGUUGAGAUUUCGAUGAUGGGAGAGCAUGUCUGCGGUAGCACACCUGCAGCAGCAGCAGAACCACCUCCACCAAUGCCAGAUCUUCUAGGUGGCGCGUUUUCGUCCCUAAAAACAAAUGUUUUUGACAAAUUUGCUCGCACCGCACCCCCUUCUGUUGAUACAUCUGCAGCGAAUCGCGCGUUCCAGAAGACGGAUCAACUGACGCCAGUAAGCGCUUCUACUGGAUCACAGGCUAUCUCACCAAAAACACCAACGCAUGAACGGCCUGGGGCCAGUUCUAGCAAAGAUGACUACUUCGCACCAUCAAUAGCAGGUUCGCCCAGGCGGCCAAGUGGAUAUGGAGGCUUCGGAGACUCAGGAUCGUAUGAAGGCGAUUCUACUUACGGCACAAGCCCGAAUAAGCCGACAAAUUUCUUAACAAGAAUGAACACCAUUGCGCCUGGACCGUUCGAGACGAACCGAGGACCCGGAUUGAAAAAUCCGUUCGCGCGGAACAGCAGCCGGGACAACACGGCAGAAUCAAAUGACGAUUCAUUGCGAGUUAGGUAUUCCACAGAGCGGCCAGGCACUUCGGGCUCGACCUCGUCUAAGAACAGCGCUGCCCUUGCACCCCCCAGAGCACCACGAAGUAACGGGUAUGGUGGGUUCGGCGCGCCGCUAAGGGGUAGUAGUGACUUCGAGCCGCAACCAAUUGGCCUAGGCAAACGCUCUGAUACGUUUCCGGAGAAGCUCCUCAAAGGAAACGAUGAGGUUUUUGACGUACCAGCACGUGUGCCUUCGGCACCCGGUAUGAAGUCCGAUCGAAUGCGGAGUUCAUCAAAUAGUGUUGUGGAUAGAAUGGCUAUGGCUAGUGAACGGUCGCAAAGACCGUCCUUAGGAGCGCAGGAUGCGUUACGUCCGCCGCCUUUACAAGGAACAACCUCGCGCCCAUCAACGCGAGAUGGCGACAGAAAACCCUCUAUCAACCUAGGCGACGAAUUUAAUACUAACAAUCGUAACCACUUAUCUUCAAUAUCGCAAUCUUCUAGCAACUCUAGCUAUACUCACUCAUCUCGUCCUAGUCAAGCUAGUUCGAACACAAGCCCGGCUCAGUCAGUAAGGUCCCGUCCAGACGCACGGCGGCCGUCCGAUAUGUCAGGUUUCGAUGCCCUAUUAGACGACUUGCAAACUUCAAUGGAUGCAAUGCAAACUAAACCACAAUCCCCCUCACCUAGCGACCGAUCACUGUCCGAGAGAGGUCCCGAGCCGCUAAGACCUAACAGCCAGCGUACACCUUCGGAAAGUGUUGGGCUAGAUCGUGCGAGCUUUAGGGGACAGGAUCCGAGAGUAGAUAUGCCUGCGAUACCACCGCUUUCGUCCCAAUCUUUGGAUCGUAGAGAUCCCGCUAUUCAGAAGGGUUUAAACGACUCGCCGCCGACUCGGCCAACCCACAACCGUCAAGCGUCUAAAAGCCAAGGCUCGCGUGGUAACUGCAAAGCGUGCAAGCAACUCAUCACGGGCAAGUCAAUCUCAUCAGCGGAUGGGCGGUUGACUGGACGUUAUCACAAGGCAUGCUUCGUAUGUACGACAUGCCAAGAACCCUUCUCCUCUUCGACAUUCUAUGUCUUAAACGACCAGCCGUACUGUGAGCAACAUUAUCACAAACUUAACGGCAGUCUCUGCGGGAGCUGUAAUAUAGGUAUUGAGGGGCAAUACCUCGAGGAUGAAUCCUCCAAGAAGCACCAUCCGAAUUGUUUCCGAUGCGGUGACUGCGGUAUCGUCUUACGUGAUGGUUAUUUCGACGUAGACGGCAAAUCGUACUGCGAGCGCGACGCCUGGAGACGAAUGCAGUGGGCCAUGCAGGCCCAAAGGCAACAACAACAGCAACCACCACCGAGGCCCGGAUACCCUCCGCGUCGGCCAAGCGCGCAAGGGCCUCCGCCGCCGAGACCACCUCGCUCCGGCCCCGGCUUCAUGGGACCGAGCCCUAUGGGUCCAAGUCCCAUGGGUCCGGGUCCUAAGGGACUCAACCGGCCAUUCGGCUUGCCCAGCGGAAACCGUCUAGCUCCUGGCCAGGCUCUAGGCCGUGGCGGUCUAGCCAGCCCGAUGCCGAGGAUGGAGAAGAGAAUGACGAGAAUGGGCAUGAUAUAAAAGCAUCUAUGCCCCUGAUUUAUAUAUAUAUAUAUAUCUAUAUAAUUUCCCCUUGUUCUGUAACGACGACACGCCUCUCUUUUGUUUCGACCGACUUUCACAUCGCCGCUUCGCCAUGUUGCUGGCUGUGCGAUUAUUAUCAUCAUAUAUCAGCAUCGGCGUUUGGGGUUCCCCUUUCUG
This is a messenger RNA of Daldinia loculata, 2491 nucleotides long. RefSeq lists its product as uncharacterized. NCBI's taxonomy places the organism in Eukaryota, Fungi, Ascomycota, Sordariomycetes, Xylariales, Hypoxylaceae. The coding region runs from base 119 to 2311 and encodes 730 amino acids. The transcript is spliced from 3 exons. The record is from RefSeq and is a predicted model, not a curated record.